Molecule: messenger RNA, 498 nt
Organism: Marasmius oreades (fairy-ring Marasmius)
Lineage: Eukaryota; Fungi; Basidiomycota; Agaricomycetes; Agaricales; Marasmiaceae
Exons: 2
Coding region: 1-498 (165 amino acids)
Source: RefSeq, a predicted model, not a curated record
AUGUCAUCACUGUUAGCCUUAAACAACAAUGCACCUGACUUUCACUAUGCGUCAGUUACUUCAUCUCCUGGUGAUCUGAUGCCUAUGCUUGGAAACAAUAACAUUAGCAUCUGUUCGACUCCCCAUCAGAAGUCACCUACACCAGCUGUGGAAUUAGUCAUAAUGAAGUUUGAGGAGGGAGAAGAGCCUGACAAACCAGACAAUCAUCCUGUAGAGGAAAUGGGAGAGCAGUCGGGAGAAGAAGAGGACGACACAGUUGAACAAGGUGCUGCCUUUGCUGCACAAAGUUGGGAAAUAGGUAGUGGUGGUUGUUUGCACCAACCCUUGAAGAAGCGAGGGCAGCAAUGUGGGAUCUUCAUGCAUUACUUCACCUAUGCCAAGGGAAAGCUAGACAUGGCAAAGAAGAAGGAGGAGAAAGAGCUAGAGGAGGGUGGAUGGAGAAAGGCCAGACAGUGGAAAGCAGCAUCUGAUGAAGGGUCCACCUGGGCAAUAUGUUGA